AUGACUAAAUACGAUGCACCGCCUCCUUACUCGCCACAGCUCUACUUGGGAACCCUCGGGCGAGCAUUCUGGAACCAGCGAGCAGUUACCCUUGAAGCACGGAUACUCGUUGGCUUGAACAGGGCUGAAGUUACUGCCUCAGGUGGGUGGUCUUCCAGCCGCGUGCAUGAACUUGAUCCCUGCAAGGUCAUGGACUUGCGGCAAAAACCAAUUACUCGGACGCAGAACUGCAGCUUUAAGAUACCGAUGGGCCAUAAGCCUGCAGAACAUUUUUGCUCAACGCAACGACAGCUCAUCUUCGACCUGACGCGCAUUUCAGCUAGGAGCCUGAUCGCCGGUACCUGUAUGCACGGAAACCCAGGGCCAACAACCCAACGAUGGUUCCGAUGGAAACGCUCCACUCGCCGACGUCGAACAAACUUCACAUGCCGAGGGGAACCUGACACGACAGCCGAACUGCGCAUAUACACUCAUCCUACAGCUGCAGCCACAUCACACAACACCUACCACAAUGCACUUGGACCGCACCGACCAAUUUCGCAGACCAGCGCACAAACAUGCGAUCUUGUAGCUGAGCGCACAAACACGAGGGCAGACACUACCGACUGA
This is a messenger RNA of Parastagonospora nodorum SN15, 609 nucleotides long. RefSeq lists its product as hypothetical. The record is from RefSeq and is a predicted model, not a curated record. Lineage: Eukaryota; Fungi; Ascomycota; Dothideomycetes; Pleosporales; Phaeosphaeriaceae. The transcript has 2 exons. The coding region runs from base 1 to 609 and encodes 202 amino acids.